Messenger RNA from Neogale vison (American mink), 162 nucleotides. RefSeq names its product 60S ribosomal protein L39-like. Gene Ontology annotation, molecular function: structural constituent of ribosome. Gene Ontology annotation, cellular component: ribosome; cytosolic large ribosomal subunit. The transcript has a single exon. Lineage: Eukaryota; Metazoa; Chordata; Mammalia; Carnivora; Mustelidae. Gene Ontology annotation, biological process: translation. Bases 1 to 156 code for a protein of 51 amino acids. The record is from RefSeq and is a predicted model, not a curated record.
AUGUGUUCUCACAAGACUUUCAGAAUCAAGCAAUUUCUGGCCAAGAAACAAAAGCAGAAUCGUCCCAUUCCCCAGUGGAUUUGGAUGAAAACUGAUAACAAAAUCAGGUACAACUCCAAAAGGAGGCACUGGAGAAGAACAAAACUGGGUCUAUAAAGCAUU